AAUAGAGAAAAGGCAUCGGCAUCCAUUAUCAUUAGUACAACUAAUAUUUGUACAUGCAUAAAUAGUGCAAAUAAUACUUGCCAGCCUAAAAUUGCCCACAGCCUCAAAGGCACAAACACUCACACACUUUCUCUCUCUAUCUCUUUCUUUCUCUCUCUCUCUCUCAAAGUCUUCUAAAUAAACUUGUCAAUAUCACCUGAAAUAUCUCCAUUUUCUCCGGCUAUACUCGCCGGAAAAUGUGGAAAAUGCGUUGUGUUUUGUGUCUUCUACUGUUUUGUUGCUCAGCUGCAUUUGUUUCAGCUCAAAGAUCUGGCAAUGUCACCUCUAAAUGGUUAACACUAAGCGGAGAUGCACCAAAAGUUAUAGCUCGCGGAGGAUUUUCUGGGUUACUUCCUGAUUCAAGCUAUAAUGCCUACGCUUUGGCACAAGCAAUUAGCUUGGCCGAUUGGGUUGCUUGGUGUGAUGUUCAACUCACAAAAGACGGGGUUGGCAUUUGUUUUCCUGAUAUCAAGCUCGACAAUGCUUCUGAUAUCGAUGUUCUCUUCAAAAACAGGCAUAGUAACUACUCAGUGAAUGGAGUAACUCAGACAGGAUGGUUUUCUAUAGAUUUCAACUUCAAGGAUUUGGCGCUUGUCAGCUUGAAACAGGGAGUGUAUUCACGAGCGCCUAAUUUUGAUGGCACUCCCCAGCAAAUUCUUACUGUCCAGGAUGUAGCUACCCAACUCAAACCUCCAGGAUUAUGGUUGAAUAUCCAGCAUGAUUCCUUCUACAGCCAGCACAGUCUGAGUAUGAGAAGCUUUGUUAUUUCCUUAUCUAGAAGUGUUAUUGCCAACUAUAUUUCAUCACCUGAGGUGAAUUUCCUUCGAAAUAUCGCAUCACGAUUGAAUCCACGAGUGACAAAACGCGUUUUCCGGUUUCUUGGCGAGGGUGAUAUCGAGCCAUCAACAAAUCAAACAUAUGGUUCUCUAGUAAAGAAUCUCACAUUUAUUAAAACCUUUGCCUCUGGGAUUCUUGUUCCCAAACGCUAUAUCUGGCCAACGGACAGCAGUUUGUACUUGCAGCCACAUACCUCGGUUGUUUUGGACGCUCAUAAGGAAGGUCUUGAAAUUUAUGCAGCAGACUUUCUUAAUGAUGUGCCUUUUGCCUAUAAUUAUAGCUAUGAUCCUGUAGCUGAGCAUUUAUCCUAUAUCGACAAUGGUGAGUUCUCCGUCGACGGAGUGUUAUCUGACUUCCCAAUGACUCCAUCUGCGUCAAUAGAUUGCUUUGCUCAUUUGGGAAAGAAUGAUAAACCUCAAGCAAAGCUUCAGAUUAUUUCACCUGAAGGAGCAAGUGGAGACUAUCCUGGUUGUACAAAUUUCGCAUAUACAAAAGCUGCUUCCGAUGGUGCUGAUGUUCUUGGCUGUCCUGUCCAAAUGACAAAAGAUGGAAUACCCUUCUGCCUUGGUUCGAUAAAUCUGAUAGACAGGACCGAUGCAGCCCAAUCAGAAUUCAGCAAUAUGGCUAUCCCUGUCCCAGAGCUUCAGAUAAAAUCUGGAAUACUUACCACCAACCUUAGUUGGACCGAUAUUAUUCAAAAGCUGAAACCGGCAAUAUAUAACCGGUGGUUAGAUUAUAGAUUGUUGCGUAAUCCAAAGGCCAGAAGUGAUGGGACCUUUAUGUCGUUGGCAGACUUCUUGACAUUUGCUAAAAAUGCUACUUCUGUUUCUGGUGUAAUGAUAAGCAUAGAGAAUGCAGCAUACCUGGCAAAGCAGGGAUUAGGUGUAACUGGUGCUGUUAUGGACACCUUAAGCAAAGCUGGUUUCAAUAAUCAGACAGUUCAAAAAGUUAUGAUCCAAUCAAGUGAGAGUUCUGUUCUGGAAGAAUUUAAGAAAAGUAAUUAUGAACUUGUUUAUAUGGUUGACAAUGAUAUCCGUGAUAUUGAGAACUCAACUUUAUUGGAGAUGAAGACCUUUGCAAAAUCAGUUGUUAUAACGAAGGACUCAGUCUUUCCCAGCGAUAGCUCAUUUCUCAUUGGUCAAACGAAUAUUGUGCCGAAGCUGCAAUCAGCAAAUCUUCCCGUAUAUGUACGACUCUUCAACAAUGAGUUUAUAUCUCAACCAUGGGACUUUUUCUCAGAUUCAUCUGCUGAGUUAAACAACUUUGUUCUUGGAGCUGGCGUUGAUGGUGUUAUUACUGAAUAUCCUGGCACAGCGGCUAGAUACCGAAGGAACCGUUGUUUACAGUACAAAGAGUUGCCGCUAUAUAUGAGCCCUUCUAAACCUGGGAGUCUCCUGGAACUCAUGACUCCUCAGUCUUUGCCGCCAGUCGAAGCUCCCAGGCCGGUACUCACUGAAAACGAUGUGACUGAGCCACCUCUUCCACCCGUUGCAAAGGUAAACCCGGCUAGUGACAAUGGUACAGCUAAAGCUCCCGCUAGUGCUCCAAAUGGCCAAUCCUCAGUUGUUGCUAGCAUUCUCAUGAGCUCAGUUGCAAUCCUUCUUGCAAUUAUCUUGGUAUCCUGAUGACCAUUUCUGCCUUGGUGCCACCAUUUUGUACAAUUUGUUUCUACAUCCUACUGAUCAAACUUCUGGGGUAGUCUCGGAUCAGCUCGUUUAACACGUGAUUGUUUCCUUGUAUUUUUCCAACGUAUCAAACUUCAGCUCUUUGUUUAUUCUUUUCAUUCUUACUCGUUUCUAUUUUUCAUCCCUUUCCCCUCUCCUUUUUUCCAUUUUGGGUCUGAGUGGGUGUUUGGGGUUUAUUGCCUAUUUAUUGUAAGAAUUCUGUAUUGGAUAUAAGCAAUGAUCAAUGUAGUUAGUAUUUUUCA
Molecule: messenger RNA, 2803 nt
Organism: Capsicum annuum
Lineage: Eukaryota; Viridiplantae; Streptophyta; Magnoliopsida; Solanales; Solanaceae
Product: glycerophosphodiester phosphodiesterase GDPDL4
Exons: 9
Coding region: 237-2501 (754 amino acids)
Biological process (GO): lipid metabolic process
Molecular function (GO): glycerophosphodiester phosphodiesterase activity
Source: RefSeq, a predicted model, not a curated record